AUGCCGAUAACUCGAGAUCGAGGUCCAGCUCUGGAGGAACGAAUCCUUGUCCAAGACACUUUUGCCUUCCAAGAAGAACAAUUCGUGCCUAUCUACUGUAAACCCAAACUCAUUCCGCUCAAGACCAUCACCAUGGAGAAAAUCGAGAAAAUUCAGAGGGAAGCCCAGCAGAAGAUACGUGAAGCCGAGCUCCUUCAGCAAGAACAACAGGUAUGAUUCAUAUGAUGAAGUUUAAUAUUUCUAUAGAAGUUUUUCGCAUGAGCUCCGGUUUUUUUUUCUUGAAAUCGAUGUGUGUGUUACUUUAGAAUAAAAAGACAUUUUAUUUCAGACCUAUUCCAAAAGUUUUCCGUUGAUAUUUGGGGGAAAAAAAACAGUAAAAAACCCAAGCACAUAUUUCUAACACUUUUGGGUCGAUUCAGUCCCUUUUCUUUGAUUUUUGAAGUUGAUUACCUCUUUUCUAUAAGAUGAAAAAAUCCAGAAAAUCAUAUUUUUUCCAUGAUUCUCCAUUUUUCGCGCAUUUUUAUUUUUCUUUCAAGGAAGGAGAAGAAGAGGAGGACCGACCUGAGGACUCCGAACAGCCUGUCACACCUGCGGCCACUGACAAACCUGCAGAUGUCUGGACGGCCGACGAUUGA
This is a messenger RNA of Caenorhabditis auriculariae, 635 nucleotides long. NCBI's taxonomy places the organism in Eukaryota, Metazoa, Nematoda, Chromadorea, Rhabditida, Rhabditidae. The record is from the annotation of a GenBank genome assembly.